Molecule: messenger RNA, 3883 nt
Organism: Bacillus rossius redtenbacheri
Lineage: Eukaryota; Metazoa; Arthropoda; Insecta; Phasmatodea; Bacillidae
Exons: 4
Coding region: 223-702 (159 amino acids)
Cellular component (GO): membrane; endoplasmic reticulum
Molecular function (GO): protein-macromolecule adaptor activity
Source: RefSeq, a predicted model, not a curated record
AGAGUCUUUGGAUGUCUGCAAACCUGGCGGUGUGAAGUGUAACUACGUUUUUUUACAAUGUGUUUUAAGUGCGCGAGAAUGGCAUCUAGCGGCGUUUUGUGAAAAUAGCUUGAAAGCAAUGCACUAAAAUAAUUGUCGCUCUUCGUCAAUGAUAAUUGGCCGGUUUCCUAUAUUUUAUUAUUACGAUAUUUACACGUAUUCAUUGCAAGUAUAUUUAAAUAAAUGGAUCACAAAUUAUUAUAUGCGUUUCGAGGUUGGAUUGCGUUUGUAGCUUUUAUGGACCUCGGAACCUGUGUGAGAUGCUUUAUUGAGAAGCGAGCAUUUCUAGGCGAUUAUUCUAAGAAGUCUGAAUUUGCGAAUGAUGCGCUGUUGCCACGGAUGCUGGGGAUGUUCUCCCUUCUGAAGGCUCUGGCGCUGAUCCACUGCACACUCUUCAUUCACUACAAGCCGGUGGUCAGCCUGGGCAUCUGCUCCAUCGUGGUGUCGCUGCUGAUGUGUGCUCUCGAGGUGCUUGUCUACACUUCCACCACGCCCAGCUUCUACAUCGUCUUCCCGUGCGUUCUCAACGCGCUGACACUGCUGGGGCUGGCGCUCCUGCCGCGGGGACUGCUGGAGGCCCCGGCCGUGGCCGAGGACGAGAACCUGGAGCUGCUUCGGCAGGCCACCGCCUUCAGGCGACGCCGGCCCAGGAAGGUCAACUAGCGGGCGGCGAGCGCCUCUCCCUCCGUAUCCGUCCCUGUCCCCUGGUCUCAUCUCCGAGGUGUCCGACUGCUGAGCGGGUAGUUUCAUAAACACUCAACAUACGUAGCUUUGUGGCCUCAAGCACAUUCAUCACUUUCAAUAUUUCAUCAGUAAUUGACGCAAAGACACGAUAUAACAUCCUGAAUAAUGCAACUUGGAUUUCAAGAAAAUAUUCAGAUCAGUUGUACAUUUUGUGUUCAAUUUUUUAUCCUGCAGGUGUUGGCAGGUAGUGUUUGAAUAAAGAGUGAUUUCUUUUAUCCCUUAACGUAACAUAGUGAACUAGUGACCCACUCCGGCUUUGCACGGAUGUGAUCUACUAAUGAGCCCUCAUUUAGAUUUAACUAAUACUAGUUAGUCCUACUUGUAUCAAGUUCUUGUGAGUGUGCGAUGUUUUCAAAAAUUAUAUUACAUACUAACCAUGGGUCUGUGAGUAUUUUAAAAUAGUCCAUGUUCUUGAAUAAUUUGAUUUUUUAUUUGACAUUUUGAAUUUAAUAUUUUAAAAAAAAAUGGAUAUUCUUACACCAUUACACCAUGUGAGAGUCCAUUACAAAAAAAUUAUUAAGAAAAAAAUUUAACAUGUAUGAGGGUAAGAUGAUUUAUUGAGAAAUUAACAUUUGUUUUCUGCAACAUUAUUUACAUAUUGUUUUUAUAUUUAACAAAUAAUUAGUUACUAUGACUUAAAAUCAUUAAUAAUAAUCUUUUUUAUGUACAUAAUCAUAUAAAAACAGUCAAUCCUAAUACUAACCUGUACUGCCAUUAACUAAAGAAUUAAAUUGUAAAUAGGUUUUGUUUGGAAGUCACACACAAAGUAGUUGAGAAAUAUCAAUCCUGACUAUAAUAAACAGAAAAAGAAAUAAUUAGGUUCUAGAGAAUAAUAUUAUGCUAAAAAGCAUGGUUUGAUGGAUUUCAUGUUAUGAUAUGGUGUAAAGGUAAAUUUUGAUCUAAAUUGUUUAAGGUAAAUAACAUAUUUAAUUGGAUAAGUAUUAAUACUCUGUCCGUCAAAAUACAUAGCUUUGCAAGAAAAUGAUUAAUUUUGAACCAAUUUUGAAUGAUAAAAAUGGUUACUGUGGGUCAUCCUUAGAUGAUAGGCAUAUGCUAUCAUGGACUUUUUGUCAGCCUGUAGUACAUUUAUAUAAUGUAUCAGUGAUGUAUAGGUCAGUGUAAGCCAUGUAAGUGCCCGAAAAAGUGUCAUUUUAUGACUUAUUACAAAAUAUCGAGAUUUCUCUACUAUCUUUCAAUUUAACAUGAAGGUUUUAUACACAAAAAUUCUAUAAAUGAUGGUGAAUACUGCAUCAAAAUUCAUUAGUGUAGUUAAGAAUUAAGUGAUCAUACAGAUAUAAAUGAAUAGUGACUUUGUUUUAGACUAUUUAGAGAAUUCAGUUGAAAUAAAAUUUAAGGCUUUAAGUAUUUGUAAAUAGGUAGUUUUUCUGCUUCAGGUUUGUAUUACACAAACUUGCUCAUAAUCGUGUGGGUGCUGUUAUGAUUCCUGGUGUCACAUGUGACUGUUUAUUAUAUUAGUUCGUGAUUCACUCGCAUAUAUAUUGUGCAAAUUGUUACUGGCUUCAAGUGCUUCAGGGCGUCAAACAAAUGGUGGUACGCUGAUAAUGGUCUUUCAGCUGUAUAGGGGUUCGCACUUCGCAGCAACCUAUCAUUAAAUUAAAAGGGGAUUUGGCUGAAUUCUACUAGUAAUUGCUGAUUCAUUCAAGCACCCAAAUUGUAACUCCCACAAUAAUUACACCAGAAAAUGACAUUUUUGUUCUUAAACAUGUGUUUUGUUGUCUUUUCUAUGUCUAAAAGUAAUAGAUUGUAGUUAAUUUAUCAUAGAUUUACUUUUUUUUUCUUUUCUGUAUAUUAAUAUUACCAGUAUAUACCAUAGUAUUAUUACAUCUGCCAUGUUGUAUUAGCAAUUUAUCUAGUCAUAUGUAAGUACUGAAGAUAUUCAUAAGACUGUAAUAGAAUUUUCAUAGUUAAAAAUAAUUUUUAACACAAAGUUACACAGUUACAGAACCUAUAAUGAAAUCAAAAGAAUUUGAUCGGUUGUUCCUGUGAAAUCAUGGGACUUUGCGGGGAAUUUAAAUAAUGCACAGUUAAUACUGAAGUGUCCUUGUAUUUUGCUGUGUUGUCUCUUGUAUUCUGCUGUGUUGUCUUUGCAGCACAUCCUGUGCACAGUGCAGUGCAAUUGUGUGUGCAAUCAGCUUGAUUUUGGAAUGGCUGAACUCAUCAUUCUUUGGAAUUAAGAACAAGCCGUACAUUUAUUAAGUUUUGAUAUCUGUGUUACAUUUGUAGUAGGUAAAAGAUUGAUAGCAGUUUAAAACACAGGGGUUUUUAUUGAAAAUAAUAUCACAGCAUUCAAGACAGCUACAAAAAAUGUCAUAAUGAAGUUACAGUUAGUGGUCCUUUCACUUGUUCAGUUUCAUUUGUACAUCGAAAAAAGAACUUGUUAUAAAUACCUACAUACUUACUGGUAUAGUGAGAAAGUACCUUAGCGCUUUUUGGGAUGUGAGGGUUGGUGUGUGAUGAUGCCAUGAAUUCCUUGGUGGUCUAAGCAACCAUGAAGUUUCAAAUGUUUGAUUUAUGUUCAGCUUAAUAAUAUGUACAUCUUGUGUGUGUGUAGUGUGCACAAAUGGUACAAAAUUUCAAACUGAAAAUGUUUUGCCGCUCAUAGUCAAAAAUGUGCGUCAUGGAAUAUAUAAAUGGAAAAGGAGCGGCAGACCUGACUGUGCUACUCUAGUCAAUUAAAACUUCAUAAUGGUGAUAGUUCCAAAUACAUUUUUUUAAUUUACUUAUUUAAUUAUUUUUAUGAUUCAGUUGUGUGUGUCGUGUGAUAUCCGUUCUUUCUCGAGUGUUGCGGGGGGCACAACAAGGGUGCUCCGAAAACACUUUGCACUUUGGUUUGUUGUGAGUUUCUUUAAACACUUAAAAAGAAUUUAAAUCACUAUUUUUCCGUGUUUGAAAAUUUUCUAAUUUUCAUUAAUGUUUUUUGUAAGUAUUAAACUUCCAAACAUAAUUUUUUGUGUUGGAUGCUUAGUUUAUAGUCAGUAUCAACAAUUAUUUAUUUUAAUGAAAUUGUUAUUAACCUUAAAAGUUUUUAUAUUUUGUUGUGUUAUAACUAUUGAUUAUCAUUAAAAUGAGUAAAUUUUCG